Penicillium chermesinum is the source of this 1308-nucleotide messenger RNA. Its product is annotated as phosphatidate phosphatase App1 family protein. The record is from RefSeq and is a predicted model, not a curated record. Gene Ontology annotation, molecular function: phosphatidate phosphatase activity. Gene Ontology annotation, cellular component: actin cortical patch. The coding region runs from base 1 to 1308 and encodes 435 amino acids. The transcript has a single exon. Lineage: Eukaryota; Fungi; Ascomycota; Eurotiomycetes; Eurotiales; Aspergillaceae.
AUGGCUCACGGCCAGCCGCCCGUGUCGACGGCUCCUGAUGCCAAAACAAACACACGAGACCCCAAAGAUCAACAGGCUGAAGUGGAAGAAUCAUCUACGCCUUCGACUCCGUCGACACCUACUACGCCCACGUCGGGCCCAGAGCGACGAGGAUCCACGUUCAUGAAAUUCAUGUCGUCGAUCCUCGGCUCUAAGAAUCCUAUCGCUAAUCCAGCGGACCCGCAAACAAACACGGUCUGGCUAUUUGACAACACUGCCUACCAGUCUAGUAUUCCGGCCAGUCCAAAGCCUGACCAAGCACAUUCGACGGCAUGGCGUGCUGAGGUGGUCGCUUGUAUAUUUGAAAGCCAGGGCCGUAAAGAUGUGGGCAAGUUUGUCGCCACGAUCGCAGACCAGCUAGGUAUCGACGGCGCUGUCGGCGGCGCCGACGAAGAGACUCGCCAACGCAUCGAAAAGCGCGUGCAGCCAUUUUUGGAUCAAGUCUCACCGGGUCGGACAAUUACGAUGGACAUCACAAUUCAAGACAAAGCCCAGUCCCAUUCGCUCGGCCCGUCAGACCGCAACGGCAUAAUCAGCCAAGUAGUCGAGUUAGGCUCAAACGAGAGCCUUCACGACCAAACAUACAUUGCGUCACAGGCGCAAUCAUUCGAGAACGCCCACUCGUCCAUGAAAACCUACUUCGCUGCGCCCGAGGGCUGGCUCGUCGUCUCCGACAUCGACGACACCAUCAAACGAACAAUGACCCGCGAACCGACCGGCAUCUUGCGAACAACAUUCGCUGAGGAGCCCGCCCCAAUCAAGGGAAUGCCGGAAUUCUACAAGUACGUGCACCGCGAGCUAAAACCAACAUGGUUCUACCUCUCCGCCUCCCCGUACAACCUGUACCCAUUCCUGCACAGCUUCUUGAACGAGAACUACUGCGCCGGCACGCUCGUUCUGCGGGACUACUCGUGGAUGGACAUCAGCGGGCUUAUCAAAUCGUUCACGGAGAAGACCCAGGAGUACAAGACGGAUCGGAUGGAAAAGAUCCACCGCAACUUUCCGCAGCGGCGGGUGCUGUGCAUCGGAGACUCGACCCAGAAGGACCCCGAGGCCUAUGCAGAGAUGUAUCGGCGGUAUCCGGAGUGGAUCCAUGCGAUUGCCAUCCGGAAGGUAACUGACGUGGCGCAUAUGGAAGAGCAUAAUAAACCAGAGCGCUUUGAAGAGGCGUUUAAGGGCGUGCCCACGGGUUUGUGGACUGUCUUUGAGGAUCCGGUUGAGUUGUAUGACUUUGUUGAUAACCUAGGAAUGGAGGAGCAAGUCCUUUGA